Molecule: messenger RNA, 2037 nt
Organism: Daldinia decipiens
Lineage: Eukaryota; Fungi; Ascomycota; Sordariomycetes; Xylariales; Hypoxylaceae
Product: putative serine dehydratase domain-containing protein
Exons: 3
Coding region: 484-1926 (480 amino acids)
Biological process (GO): D-serine catabolic process
Molecular function (GO): D-serine ammonia-lyase activity
Source: RefSeq, a predicted model, not a curated record
CGUCUAUAGUAAUUGAUCACUCGGUCUAAAUUCUACACACGAACAUGUUUUAACUUGAUAGCCUAUCCACCAUGACGCAACGUACGAACCCAUUCAUGUAAGAGUCGUUACAUCGUGAACCACACUUACGAUGCAUGUGGUUUCGUCGUGGUGCAUGACAGCCCAACCAGCUCCAAGUUAGUAUACCGAACUUAUUCUAGCGGUCGGUGGGUCACGCGUCGACAAGCGCCCUUCGGCGUAUUCCUAGUCCUAACUCUACGAUGUAAGGCACCGAGUAUAAGUGAACCUAAUACCUACUCGGGUAUUAUAGCUAUCCCUACCCAUGUCGAGCUUACCGGGAACAAUUGUGACAACAAUCAGAUCAACGAGCCGUUACCUGCUAAAGCCAACCCAAUACCGAGCUCGCGGGAUCUAUGUGACAACUAGCGCUAGGUAACUAAUACGAAGCAAGCCCGAACGGAUCAAAGCAAGGGAAUCACCACAAUGGCGGCGGUGCAAGUAAACAAGGAUCUCCUUCGUGCCCAGUUCGUGGGUAAGAGCCUCAGCGAGGUUAUCACGCCAACUGCCGUAUUAGAUCUAGCCAAGAUCGAGGCAAACUGCAAUUUGAUGCUCGAAGCUGCUGAGCGACUGCAGCUUAGCUGGCGGGCACAUAUCAAAACCCACAAAACUGAGGAACUCACGAGACUGCAAGUAGGAGACAAGAGCUCUGGUCCGGUAAACCUGAUAGUCUCCACGGUUAUCGAAGCGGAAAGGCUCGUGCCCCUACUAAAAGAAUACCGGGACAAAGGGCGAAAGAUCAACGUCCUCUACUCAUUCCCCCUCUACGCAUCAUGCCUCGACCGGCUCGCCCGCGUGUCUGCGGAACUCGGCGCCGGCGCCCUAUCAGUCAUGAUUGACCACGUGGACCAAGUAUCUCUCCUAGCAACCCUGGCCUCCAAAUCUAGCGGCAAUCCCCCUCUAGUCUUCCUCAAAGUCAACGUAGGAACCAACCGCGCGGGUGUCGUCCCCGGCAGCCCCGCAAGCAACGCCCUGAUCGACGCGCUACUUGCCUCGGAAGAAGCCGGAUCCUCAGUCUUACUAGGCGUAUACUGCCACGCCGGGCACUCGUACGCCGCGCGCAAGGACUGGGAGGCCAUGGGAAUUCUGGGAGCUGAAUUCGAAGCGCUAAAGCAAGUAGCCGAAGUUGUCCGCGAUAAGCGAGCAUCGGGAAAAGACCCUCUAGUCCUCUCCGUCGGCGCAACUCCUACGGCGACUACAAUCCAACACCCCGACCUAGCGUCCACAGACGGCGCUUCCAACGGUCACGGCACCAACGGCGCAGAUAUCCUAACCACCGUCCCAACCCAACACCUCAAAACACUCCUCAAAACCCUUAAAGCCUCCUCCUUCGCGCUCGAGGUCCACGCCGGCGUGUACCCCACCCUCGAUAUCCAACAACUAGCCGCACACGCGCGAGACCUCUCCCUGCUCAACAGCAGCAUGAUCGGGAUCAGCAUCCUUGCGGACGUAGCAUCAGUGUACCCCGCGCGCGGCCCAGACAACGCGGCCGAAGCCGUCGUAAACGCAGGCAGCAUCGCGCUGGGGCGCGAGCCGUGCCAGGAGCCGGAUGGGAAGCGGUACUCAGCGUGGGGGCUAGUGAUGCCGUGGGGGGUGCUAGCUAACUCCCAACCGGUGCCGGGCGCAGAUUUCCCCGAAGUUCAUGGGGGAUGGCAGGUCGCGAAGAUUAGCCAGGAGCACGGCGUGUUGCGGUGGGUUGGGCGGAAGGCAGAUGAGGCUGCGCUGAGCGUGGGCCAACGUGUAAGGAUUUGGCCGAAUCACUCGUGUAUUGCGAGUGCGGGACAUGCUUACUACUUAAUUGUAGAUUCUAGGAAUGUAGGGCGCGAGGACGAGGUUAUUGAUGUCUGGCCGAAAUGGAACGGGUGGUGAUACAUGCAACGGGAACAAAUAUAAAAGGGGGUUAAGGGGCAGACGGAGAGGCGUCGCGGGAUCACAUAGGUUAGACAUCUACCUAGUGAACCAAAAGCAGCAUAGAGAAUC